UGUAUGUUAUCAAACGAGACACAUUCUUAUCAGCCGAGAAACUCUUGAACUCAGUUGUCUAAGGGGCUGCCUGUGAAUUUGUUCCCGUAAUAAUGGCUUACCACAGACAUUCAGGGCCCAGCAGUUACACCGUGGGCACCAUGUCGGAGCGCUUUGAUUGCCACUACUGCCGCGACCCGCUGCACGGGAAGAAGUAUGUGCAGAAGGAGGGACGCCACUGCUGUGUGAAGUGCUUUGAAAAAUUCUGUGCCAACACCUGUAUCGAGUGCAAGAAACCCAUUGGCGCUGACGCCAAGGAGCUGCAUUUCAAAAACCGUUACUGGCACGACAACUGCUUCCGCUGUUUUAAGUGCUACGCAUCUCUGGUUAACGAGCCCUUCAUGCUAAAGGAAAACAAUAAAGUUUGGUGUAGCAGCUGUAGCUCCACUGAGGGUGCAAACAAAUGCAAAGGCUGCUUCAAAGCUAUUAUUGCAGGAGACCAAAAUGUUGAAUACAAGAAGUCAUUCUGGCACAAGGAAUGCUUCACCUGCAGCCAGUGCAAGCAAGUGAUAGGAACAGGCAGCUUCUUCCCCAAAGGAGAUGAUAUCUUCUGUGUCUCUUGCCAUGAACAUAAGUUUGCCAAGCUGUGUGUUAAGUGCAAGAACGCCAUCACUUCUGGAGGAAUCACUUACCAGGAGCAGCCUUGGCAUUCAGAGUGCUUCGUCUGCACUGGCUGCUCAAAGCAGAUUGGUGGGAAGCGCUUCACUGCUGUGGAGGAUCAGUUCUACUGUGUCGAUUGCUACAAGACAUUUGUUGCCAAGAAGUGUGCUGGCUGCAAGAACCCCAUUACAGGGUUUGGAAAAGGAUCCACUGUGGUCAGCCAUGAAGGCCAAUCCUGGCACGAUUAUUGUUUCAAGUGUACCAAGUGUUCCCGUCCUUUGGCUAACAGGCGCUUUGUCUAUCAUAAUGAGCAAAUUUACUGUGCUGACUGUCCCCAUAGACUGUAAGGAGCAGCCGCAGCCUUUGCUGUAAAAUGGAUCGGAGCCUUGCUCUUGUAUCUGAGCUGCUUCAGAAGGGCUUGCAUAUUAAACUCUGCCUUCUUCCAUUUUACACAAUGGUUCAGACCUCCAGCACCAGCAUAGUUCAGCUUGUUUGAUUGUAGAUUUUAAGGUUCGGCAGUAACAAAACUUACUCAGCUGCAAAACUAACUUUGCUUUCAUGACAACCAUUAACACAAAAGCUUGAGGUGCCAGAAUUUUAGGUCCUUAAAUAUCCAAAUAUUGCCUCUUCUGCAUGAUGAUUAGCACAAAGCAAAACAAAAGCUGAUUUUGUAACUUAAGUUGAAGUUUGACACUUAAUGACAUGGUUUUUGACAAGGAACAUACAAACCUCUGCAUCCACUAAAACAAAAAAAACCCAAAACCAUCAGUAAGGAGAUGUAAAGAUCACACCCAGG
Messenger RNA from Mauremys reevesii (Reeves's turtle), 1435 nucleotides. RefSeq names its product four and a half LIM domains 1 (gene FHL1). The transcript is spliced from 6 exons. Gene Ontology annotation, biological process: muscle organ development. NCBI's taxonomy places the organism in Eukaryota, Metazoa, Chordata, Testudines, Geoemydidae. Bases 93 to 986 code for a protein of 297 amino acids. Gene Ontology annotation, molecular function: transmembrane transporter binding. The record is from RefSeq and is a predicted model, not a curated record.